AGUAUGGCUGCACAUAAUUGACAUAUCAUAGAGGUUAAUUUGAGAAAAAGAAAUUAUUGAAUUUGAAGGAUAAGCGAAAAUUGAGUAUAAUACCACUUGGUUAUAAUCGAGUGAUCGAAUAUUUCGGAAUGUUUGAGAUUAUAUGUGUAAGAAUAUAAUAAAGAAAUUAUUUGAUUUAGGUCAAGGAUUAUGAAGUAACCUCUUGAUCGUUAACCAUACACAAAUGUCAUUAUUUUUGAGAAAUUAUAUUUUACUUUUUUACGGUAUAAAUGUUAAACUUAUUUGAUUGGUCUAGUGAAAUAUAAUUAAAUAUGUUACCCUCUUAGAAAGGUACAUUUAAUAUUUCAAAAUCAUAUGUUUAAAACGAUAAAAUGGCGCAAAUACAAACUCCGAGCGCCGAUGGCCUUCCAAAACAUUUUGUUGGUGCAAUGCGUACACUCUUUGAUAUAAUGGAUGAUCAGAACACUGGUUUCGUCAAAUUUUCCGACAUAGAAGGUCGAUGGCAGGACGAUGGUACUCAGGGUCUUCCUAAAGGUGUUUUGGAUAGUCUGAAAAAAGUCACACCACCCAAUGGUCUAUUAUCCUUUGAAAGAUUUUGCGCGGGCUUGAAAAUUUGUUUGUUACAAAUUCAAACGGAAGGUGAUUUCAAAAAACAUGACGGACAACCAAACAGACCGCCAUCUGCUCCGAUUCUAAUAACGGAUAAUCAAAAUAAAGGACACUGGACGUCUCCUAAUACUGCCACCAUAAGACCAAAUAAUGCUAUAUCUCAGCAACGUACUUUAAGUAUGCCACAAUUAUUAGCCAAUCGUAAAGAUAUAAAUACACAAUUGGAACUAAUUGAUGGAAGAAACGGUGUAGAAACUAAGCACAGUAAAGCGUAUGGUCCUCCAAAACCUCCACGAACAGGUGCUGCAUUAGAAGGUAGAGCACUUAGUGCUGAUAGAAAUAUUGAUAAGUCAGAAAUUCGAACGGUGCUGCAGAAUUGGCAAAUGGGUUUAAUGAUGAACGAUGAUAAAUGUUUGGAUAAACGCCAAUUGCCAAUGUCAAAUUAUCGAGCCGAUGCUAGGACUACAUUUCUAAGACCAACCCGCGUUUUAGGAGAUGGUAAAGCGGUAGAUCUACAAAAUAACCAGUUAGGUUUACAACCCAAAAAACCAUUAAAUCGACGUAGAGAACCAAGACGACAUACGUUGCAGAAUGGUAUUGACUACAAUAUGAUGAAAAGAAUGAAACAAAUCGAACAAGAAAAGGAUGUUCUUUUGCAAGGUUUAGCUGCUGUUGACAAAGCUAGAGAAUGGUAUUUAAAACAAAUUUCAGCAACUCAAGAGAAAAUUAAACACUUGGGACGUAUGGGCUCGCAUGUGGAACAGUGGACAGAAGCGCAACAGGAACGUUUAGAGUUACAACGUGCAAGAGUUUUAGAAGUUAACAGGCACCUUGCUGCUUUAAUAAGUAGCUGGGAACGUGGUGGAUUACCACUGCAUAUGAAUUUAGCUUUCUUAACUACGCCAACAUCGGCACAACUACAACAAGAUGUAUUAUCAAGACUUAAACAACAAAAUCAUAGAUUAACGGAGGAAGUUAAUAAAAAGAGCCAGAGAAUAGCACUGCUUGAACAAGAAAAGGAUAAUUUAGUACGAGAAUUGUAUAAUAGGCAAGCAGGUAUGGUUCAAUCUCGUAGAGCAACUAUGAUCCACGAACAACACGACCAAACAUUCAUAAUAUAAUUAUCCUAAUCGAUUCUCAAGGGAAAUGAUAUAUAUAUAUAUAUAUACUUAAAUAAAUUAAUAAUAAGUUUAAAACUAAAUUAUAGAUCUUGAAUGCAGUAUCAGUGCACUUUAUACCGAAUUCAUCUUGCACGAUCGAUGUGUAAAGAAAAAAAAAAAAGAAACGUUAAAACAAUAGCAGUACUAAUGUAUAGCUUAAUUAUGAAUCUACAGAGAUCCAAGGUAUAUUUUUUUUUUUUUAACUUUUAAUAAAUCCGUCCACAACGUGUGCAUGCGUGCGUGUGUGUGUGUGCGUGUACGUGCGUGUGAACAUUGUUUCGUUCUAGUUUAAUCCAAUAUAUCAAUGAUCUGUUAAUGUCAAAAUAGUAAAGAUUUACAAGGACUAGAUAUAUAAGUACGAAGUACACUGAGAACGCGUAAUAAUCGUUAGUGUCAAGUGUUAUCAUCUAAUUCCUAAAAGAAUAUAACCCCUGAUCAAACGACAAGAAAAAUUGACUCAAAACUCAGCUCAUUUAACAUACAAAGAUUGAAGGUCAGCUUCCGUAUAGAUAAAAGAAUAAUUUUUCAUUCUAACGACCUUUUAUCUAUCCAAUCAUAGAUAAUUCAUAAUCAGUUCUACAUGCAAAAAGUAUUUUCUUCAUUAGGGAAAUACUAUGUCGAGCAAAUGUUUCGAGAAACGGUCUUGAAGUAUUUAUAGAAAUUUCAAUGAAUUUGUAAAUCCAUAAGAAUUCCACUUUUAUUUUUCACAGGGAGAGAGAGACAAAGAUUUCGAGUAUAUACACGCGUAUAUACUAAAAUAUGAUUAUAUGAAUUGCUUUUUUUAUUUUAGCAUACUGAAACCAUUCCUAACGUUAUGUUCGUAUAUUUUUAAACAUCCUGUAUAUAAUAUAAGGGUGUUCCAAAAGAUAUUUCUUCUUGUGACAUGAACAUAUUAAAUUUAGUAAAACUUUAGAUAGCAUUAUAGGGGUAUAGUAGUAUACCUCCACAAAUGGUGUCUUUCCAGAGAUGAAUAAAAUAUUUCUUUCCUAUAACACGGAGAAAAGUUAGGAUGAACAGUAUCAUUAUUUUAAAUGGAUAUAUGCUCAUAUUUUUCAUUAUAUAAUAAUACAUAGAAGAUAUUAAAAAUUACAAAAAAAAAAAUAGAAGAAAAGAAAAAAAUUAUAAGAUUAUAAUUGUAAGAUAAAGAUAAUAAUUGGAAAAAAAAGAUUAGAUAUAAACAGUAUCGUAUGAGUGAAACCAAUCAUCGUAUAAUAGUCGUCGAUAAUAAAAUUAUAAUAGUAUUCUACUAUUUAAUCAUUUUGUAAAUAAUUAAUUUUAAUAAUAUAUGCACAUUUUCCUGCCUAGAAUCUUACCACAUAUUAUACGUCCGGUUAAUUAUGUGGACAGUAGAUUAAAUAAAAAAAAAAAAA
This is a messenger RNA of Polistes canadensis, 3139 nucleotides long. Its product is annotated as suppressor APC domain-containing protein 2. Lineage: Eukaryota; Metazoa; Arthropoda; Insecta; Hymenoptera; Vespidae. The coding region runs from base 372 to 1730 and encodes 452 amino acids. The transcript has 5 exons. The record is from RefSeq and is a predicted model, not a curated record.